AUGCGUGCAAACUUGGUCGCCUUGGUCGCUGCGACUGCAGUCGCAUGCAGCAGCGCGGCCCCUCUUCAGCUCAAUGAUCCGGGCUUGACCUCAUCUGCGCCAUCAACAUCGGUCGAGAGAGAUAUCUAUCCAAGGUCCCAUGCCCCUUUCAAGCAGAUCGGACAGUUUUCGCUCAGCGACUACAUCGUUUCCGGACAAGCUGUCUGUGGAACUGCGCCAUUCGAUUCUGGCCUUGAGUACCAGGUUCACAUCGGUCGCGAUUUCGUCAAUGGCCAAGGCUGUGAUGCGGUCUAUGCAACCAUGCGUGAACAUAUCAGCAAUGCCAAUAAAUCCGAAAUCCUCAAACGCGAAGAGUACAAAUGCACCGGGGAUGGUUAUGGUCAGACCAUGCUCAUGUUCAAGGUGUACGGUGCGACCUACGACACCCCAGAAUUACUAUACGAAGUCAUCGAAGGCUUGGACCAGGCGUAUCCGGGAGUGCCAUUCAUAGCAGAGCGAAUCUGCCUCUCUGAUGGUGUAUUGGCUUCUCCGGCGUGGUCUUGUGCAGGUCGGACCUGCUUGCCCCAAAAUACCCGGCGCCAGGACACUCGUCAGAGCUCUCCUGCACGUCGAGAUGAGGUCAACCCAUGGGGUCAGCAGUGGGCUCCUGCUAGGAUGCCGGUCACUGCUGAAGAUCCAUUGCACAUGUUUGUCGCAGAGACUACCUUCUCAGGCGUGGUUGGCUAUGAGCUACAGAUCAAUCGUCCCUACGAGCUACACACUGUCUGCGAGUACUUCUUAGGCACUCUGCAGCAGGCUGCCGAGAUCAAUGAAUGGGGCUGCAGGGCAGACCCGUUCGGUGGUACGCAGCUCAAGUUCACCGCUCGUCUUCCGAGCUACGAUCUCUGCCAGCCAGGUGUCUACGACAAGAUCAAUCAAGCAUUCCCAGACGUUGGAAUCCUCGAAAAGCGCCCCGGCUGGUCUGGAGAUUGCGAGGUGCCAAGCUACUGGCCACACUCGACCUAUCCAAGCACUCCGAUCAUUCCACGAGGAACAUUUUCUUGA
Molecule: messenger RNA, 1044 nt
Organism: Pseudocercospora fijiensis CIRAD86
Lineage: Eukaryota; Fungi; Ascomycota; Dothideomycetes; Mycosphaerellales; Mycosphaerellaceae
Exons: 2
Coding region: 1-1044 (347 amino acids)
Source: RefSeq, a predicted model, not a curated record